Messenger RNA from Moesziomyces antarcticus, 1116 nucleotides. Its product is annotated as 3-hydroxyisobutyrate dehydrogenase. Gene Ontology annotation, molecular function: NADP binding; NAD binding; 3-hydroxyisobutyrate dehydrogenase activity. Gene Ontology annotation, cellular component: mitochondrion. The record is from RefSeq and is a predicted model, not a curated record. Gene Ontology annotation, biological process: L-valine catabolic process. NCBI's taxonomy places the organism in Eukaryota, Fungi, Basidiomycota, Ustilaginomycetes, Ustilaginales, Ustilaginaceae. The transcript has a single exon. Bases 1 to 1116 code for a protein of 371 amino acids.
AUGCUUCCCUCUGCACGACUUGCUUUCCGCCACACGCUGCGCCGCAGCACCGCCUCGUCCCCCGCGGGCGGGGUGCACGACCGCAGCAAGACGAUCGGCUUCAUCGGACUCGGCGCCAUGGGCAAGGAGAUGGCCAACAAUCUGCUCACCAAGACGAUGGCUGCCAACUCGGAUCCUGCGGUGACGUUUGUGGUGCACGAUACUUUCGAGCAGUCCAUCACGCGCUUUCUCACCGCCAACACCUCGCUGCAUCCGAAGCGCAACAUCAUCGCCGCCUCUUCGCCGGCUGGAAUCGCCAAGCUGUCGGGGACGAUUGUGACCAUGCUGCCGUCGUCGCCGCAGGUGGAGCAGGUGUACACGCAGGAGAACGGCAUCCUGGAGGGACUCGAGUCGCACGCCUCUUCCAACGACCCGCAGGCUUCGACGCUGUGCAUUGACUGCACCACGCUCGAUCCCGCUGUUGCUGUUGAAACCGCGGCCAAGAUCAAGAACGCCAACUCGCACGGUGUGUUUGACAUGAUCGACGCACCCGUCUCUGGCGGUGUUGUCGGUGCAAAUGCCGGCACACUCAGCUUUAUGGUUGGUUCCGAUUCCACCGAGUCGUUCCAGCGCGCCGAGCCGUACCUGAGUCUCAUGGGCUCUCGCACCAUCCACUGCGGUAAGAACGGCAACGGUCUCAUCGCCAAGAUCGCCAACAAUCUGCUGCUUGGUAUCUCGAUGCUCGGUGUGACCGAGGCGAUGCUGCUGGGCACUGCGCACGGUCUGCCACCCUCCGUACUGGCAGGGAUCAUCAACACGUCGACGGGCAAAUGCUGGUCGUCUGAAGUCAACAACCCCUGCCCCGGAGCACUCGAGGGCACAAAGUACUCGCCUCCCGCCGACCGAGACUACGAAGGCGGUUUCGCAGCACGUCUCAUGGCAAAGGACCUCAAACUCGCCAUGAACACCGCCAAGCUCGAAGGCGUUCCUACGCCGCUCGGACAACUCACCGCAAGCAUCUACGAGGCGCUUGGUGGAAACGACGAGUACAUGAACAAAGAUUUUGCCGUCGCUUUCAAGGCGCUCCAGGCUGCUGUUGGCCGCGAAGAGUUCCGUCAGGGCCGCGAAAAGGUCUAA